Messenger RNA from Porites evermanni, 6676 nucleotides. Lineage: Eukaryota; Metazoa; Cnidaria; Anthozoa; Scleractinia; Poritidae. The record is from the annotation of a GenBank genome assembly.
AUGCCGGGGAAAGUUGCCCUGAAUCCCCUUCCCCCAGGCACGAAACAGCCUGGUUUGGCUCAGUCGCUGUUGUACAGUGGUAGCAGGUUUCAGGGACACCAAAAAAGUAAAGGAAAUCGAUACGACGUUGAAGUUGUGUUGAAGGUAAACUUCGCGUGAUUGUUCGUGUCAUUUCCCGCCGGUUUGCAUUUGGCGGCCUUCUUGUCGUCUGAAAAAUUCUAUGCCUUAGUUCAAGAGUUUCCUUUCAAUUAUGUGGCUUUCUUUCAGCACGUAGAAGAAGAGAAAGGGUUUCUUUGUGGUUAUCUAAAAAUUAAAGGACUAACUGAUGUAAGUACUAUAAAGUAGAAUACAGAUUUCUAUGUUGUGCUUAGCUAUAAAAUUUGAACGUAAGCUGUACAAAGUACUCCCUUUAUGCCAAAGGUUUGCUAGCUUUGUGUCAGUUUCGAUACUUUUAUUUAACCUGUUUCCAAAUUUAUCCUCUCUGGAAGAUUUUUAGCGAAAAUACACAUGUUUAUAGUACAUACACUUCCUGUUGUAUAGUACUCCUGUCAAAAAAAUUUUGUACUGUUUAGUGAUGUGAGGAUUGUCGUGAACAACAACAGACGUCUGGAAAGAUUCUUCUUAUAAAUUAUAAAAGGAUCAUAUGGUCAUUAGUUUGUAUCUUUCUACGUUUUCUUAUAUAUCGCCUCGCUUCUCCUUUUUUACACUAAACUGAUUCUUGUCACUGCUUUGGUUUACUACAUUUAUUAAACCUGCCGUAAGUAAAAUCAAAGUACCUUUCACUAAAGGAGAGAUCCAUCCUUUUUGUCCGAAUGUUACUACAGCCUGUGAUCAUACCCGGGAGGUUACUUGGGUCACUUUUUGCUGGUCAUAUGCUCAGGGUUCGUACAUAGUCUUGAGUUCUUGAGAAAGCAUUCAAAUUUGCCCAGCAAUUUUUCAAACCUGGAAAAAAGUCUGGAGAAUGGAGACGAAGUCUGGAAAAAUGGUGAAAAGUCUUGAGUUUAUUUUCAUAGGUACAACAAGUGGUUUGUAAGGGAAAUUUUAUUUUGUUUUGGUCAAAUCUUAUCCAAUCUCGCCUGUACAUUUGCUGUGCAUCGUGAGAAAAGCUUUGUUUCUUUUUUUUUGAGGUCUGUAUUGAUAAGCUAUUUGAUAACCUUGAGUCUAGUCUGGAAAAAGUCUUGAAUUUUGGAUCCAAAAAUUUGUACAAACCCUGUAUGCUGCUGGCCAGACAGAACCCCUACCCCAUUAUAGCACCUUUUCUAUGUAGCCAAUUAUAGAUCCCAUCUUUGUCACUUUUGGGCAAAUUAUGUAAUUUUCGCAAUCCUAACGUUUUAUGCAUCUAUCUUAUCAGCCUUUAAACUAAGUCAUUCUGAAUUGAAAUGACACAUUUGUUAAACUUAAUAUAGUAAACAUCUUUUCAUUUUCAAAUCCCUACCUACCUGAAUUUUCUGACCCUCCAAAUCAUAAAAAUGUACAACGCCAUUUUAGAUAUUCUCUUGAAAACACAACCCCAUUGUAGUCAAACCGGUUGUGAAAUUAUGCGACCCCAUCCAGCAGCACAUCCCCAUUAGCCUAUUUCUAGGAAGUACCUCACUGGGGAUCAUACCCUCCCUUUAUCUCAAUGUCUUUUGUGAGAAGAAGGGUAAGAUACAUCCACUUUUACUAUGUCACGUGAAAAAAAGCCAGAAAUCAGGUCUCAGAAAAUUUUGUUCCAAUCUCAAGAUCUCACAAACUUGUUUAAUGAGUGUCAAAGUCCAGUUUUUGUGUGCUUCUUUCCAUUCCAGGGUCUUGAAAUUUCUCUCUCAGUCUCAGAUUUUAAACAAGGGUUGUGGCACGUAGGGAAGUCUCAGAUUUCCUCUUUCACCAGGCCCUCAAAUCUGCAUAUGACUGGUGGCUGAUUAUUUUCAACCAGAGGCUAAUCUCAUGCAGUUUAAUCACUUUUUUUUUUUUUUCGUUUCCUCAGGAAUAUCCUCAUUUAACAACUUUUUUUGAUGGAGAGAUCAUUGGAGAAAAACAUCCCUUUUUGACAAGAAAAUGGGUAAGAGAUAACUUUUGUAUGUCUGAGGAGCUCAUGAAAUGUAUUAAGUUUAGUUAUUUAAGCAAUAUACCACACUUUCUAUGGGUUUACCAGCGUGAUAACCCACGCGGGAUGUUGAGAGAACAUGAGAAAAGCUUGUAAAUCACGAGCCAAAGGCAAGUGAUUUAAACCCAUAGAAAGUGUGGUCUAUUGCUUUUAUAAAAUAACUUUAAGUAAAAGUGUGAGUUUACUAGCACAAUAAACCAUAGGUUUUUAACCAAUCAGAAUGCACAUACUAUCUUAGUUAUUUUAUAAAUGAUAAUGAACAGUCACUAAAAGUGAUACGUAAUCUCAAUAACACGAAGUUCUUACCUUGUCUUUUUUCCAUUGGUAUUGACCAUAAUUAAACUGCUUAUAUUUAAUACAGUUCUAUAUUAUUUUCUUAAACAAAAUUAUUUGUCUUUUGAUGAUAGUAGAUGUGCAAUCAUGUAUUUCAUGAUUUAUAUAUUUUAUUUUCAUCUCUAGGAUGCAGAUGAGGAAGUAGAUAGGAAACACUGGGUAAUAAACUGUUACUUAUUAAUUUUUGCAUUUAAUAAAUAGUUUAUCUGGUAGAUUAGUUACAGACAAUUCAAGUUAAUUUGGUCUCAGAGGAGUCUUGUUCUAAAUCUUAAGGUGCAAGUUACUUGUGCCAAACUCAUUGCUUCAUGUAAAAAUUAAAAUAUUUGGUGACCAUUUUAGUUUUAUGUAGAAAAAAAAUACUGGUAAUUGCCAAAUUGAUAAUUUUGGUUUCUUUACAAAUUUAUUUUGGAACUUUGAUUUGAAUGAUAUUUGUUCCUCUUAUUCAACCUUCUUGAGACUGUUCUUGUCUCAUAGAACUUGCUGAUAAAUAUUUUGCUGACAGAGAAGUAACUUUCUAAGUUGUCACCAUAUUUUAUUGUUGGUGACUUGACUGGUAAUGGUCUAAAUUAAGCCUCAAAUGAUUGGUUUAAAGGGACAGGUUCACGGAUAAGUGCAUGCUCAUUAAUUAAAUUACUUUUUCCCAAUUUAUUAUUCUUUCUGUCGGUGAAUAAUCCCACUCAUGUAUCUCAGCAAUCUCAGAAUGUAUUUCAGAGUAACCUGAAGUAGGAUGGAGGAGUACUAAAAUCACAGAAAAAAUUAGUGAAUUAUGCCCACCCUACCAACGUUGAAUUUAUUGUUGGCCCGAAGGUUUUAUUCCAUGGUUGAUUACUUUACAGCUAUUUGCACAUAAGUUGAUCAAGUGACUGCCAGGGGAGUGUGCAGAUUGGUUCUUUGACAACAUCAUGACAUGAUCAUAUUGCUUGCAUAGACGAUACAGCAUGCCCCGGCAGAAAAACAGCAUUUUGAUAAAUGAGCAUGUGCUGAACCGGGAACCUGUCCCUUUAAUAUAGGCUGCCUCAACUUGUAUUAUUAUUUGUGGUAUGGUGGUAUCAUUAUCUUAUUAGCUUAGCUUUUAUUUUUCUUACUUGAUUGAGAAAGCAAGAACUUAUAUUAAUAUCUUUUUUUCAUUCUUUCAAAACAGGGAAAGUUCCUGGCAUUUUACCAAUUUGCAAAAAAUUUUAACUCGGAUAAUUUUGAAUACAGUCAGCUGGACAACUUAGACUUCGUUUUUAUGAGAUGGAAGGUAAAUAUUUAGGGAUACGGAUGCAUUAGUUGUGAAACAUUGUAGUUAAUACAGACAUCAAGAUGUCUCAUAGAUCAGCCGACCUUUGUAAUGUACAGUUGCAAUUGCAAGUUGAGCAUCAAAAUAACAGUUUCAUUUAAAAAAAAAAAAAAUCAUUAUUAUUGGGCUGCCUGUGUGGACAAAGGCCAAUGUACCCCAUUAUGGAGGUCUUGUUUACAAUUUUAUUUGAAGGUAUUAUUUUCUAACUUUACUUAUUGUGAAACCAAGAAAACUGUUAACACCAGAAAUAUUUAGAACUGGAAUGCUAUUGUCUCAUUAGGAAAAAGCCAAUCAGAUGGAAAAAAAAAACUCUGCAAGCACAUACCUGUAGUUUGUGGUUUUGUGCCUUGCUCACCUGUCCUGAUCUUUGUUGUGUUUGGUCACAACACAAAAAACAUUGCAACUAGAAGUAUACGAGUACAUACAUAUAUCACCAAAACCUAGUCUAUGCAAUUUUAUUAGAGAAAAGGUAAAGUGUAAUGCCUAUAAGUUAAAGGUUAAUCAUGUCAUGUUUUCAGUUUGGCCUUUAGACUGGUGAUAAUGUGGUUGCUUGAGUGAAUCUGAACUCCAGUCUUUGUCUUUUUGUGUCUUGAGUGGUUUGGGGUUGGAUUUAAAGUGAUAUCUUGGAGUUUGACUUCUAAGGGCUUCUGCUUCUUGUACCAUGUAUGUAUAUGUAUAAGCCCUAAAUUUAAUUCAACAUUUUAAUAUUUUCCCAUAAAUCAAAAUAGGUGAGCUGAUCUUGCAGUGCUAUCGUGUAUGAAUAUUUGCUGAGAAAAGUAAAUGGCUGAUAAUUUUAAUUUUUACAUAAUCCAAUAUUACUCUCUUUGCCAAUUCUCCACUUUCUUCUAUGUACAGGAACAUUUCCUUGUUCCAGAUCACACUAUCACAGAUAUAAAUGGGGCAUCAUUUGCUGGUUUUUACUACGUGUGCCUUCAAAAGUCCGCAGCCACAAUUGAAGGGUAUUAUUAUCAUCGGAGUUCAGAAUGGUAGGUUUUUAUAUUUUUUAUUAAGUUUGUUUUAAAACAUCAGUGAAAGUCAAGAAAGUGACUAAAACAGUGGACUUUAUCAAUAGCUCUCAGACAUUGGUAUGUUUUCAUAUUCAUCACAAGAAUUCUUCCCUUUUUUUAAUGCAUGAUCUGGAAAAAAUUAAAAACCUUAACAGGGAUAGAAGAAAACUUGAAUUCCAGCUUGUCCUUUGGGCAAGCAGCUCACACAUUUUGCUUUCCCAGGGCCACUUCUUGCUCGUCUUAGGGGCUGUACACACUUGGUGUUCGGAGACCAGUGCCUGAGUACCAACACAAACUGGUGUUGCGUUCACACCUUGAGCACCCGAUAUGCAACUGUGUGCAUAGUUACUCCAUUUCUCCCUGUCAGAUGCCAUUUUGAAACAUGAGCUUAGAAGCGAGUGCAAAGCAGUAGCACACACAGACCUGGUGCCCACUUUGGAACCUCAAACUCGGACACUGGCACCAUUCCCGAAUUCUAGCUUGGGUACUUGAAAAAAGGGUGUGUUCACAUUAGUGCCCAGCGAGUAUUGUACACGGGCACCAUGCUCAGGCACCAAGUGUGAACGCUACGUAAGUAAAUGAUUUUGAUAAAGGAUGGCUUGCCUGUACCCUAGCCCAUUGGGCAAGUAAGCUUUAAGGCUCUACCUGUUGUGGACCACUGGGCAGGACUUUUUCUGAGCCCUAUCUUAAUUUAAGGUUCCUCAGCUUUGGAAAUAUUAUGCAAACCUUUGCAAAUUUCUAAAACUACCCCCAAAAAAUUUGGAAAUUUGUUGCAUAAGAUGCUGGUUGCCCUUUUAUGCAACACUAUGACUCUCAUGGAACCCCCACAUAAUUUUUUACACUUUAUCAGAAGGCCUGUAUUACUUACUUGAAGUUUCAAUGAAAUAAAGCUGUUUUGGCCGAGAGUUAUGGUCUAUGACAGUAUAGACCAUGAUAAUGAUGGCACAAUUUGUUUUUCUCUCAGAAGAUGUCAAUGCUAUAAUAACUGUAAAAAACAAAAGGGGGGGGGGUUAACCUUAGGUUGGAAGGGCAAUAGGUGGCCAAUAGCUUACAAAAGCGGAUUAGCCUAAAAAAAGUCUUUAAAUAUGAGAAUGACUUUUCAGACAACUUAACUCCCAAAAACUUCCUUAGGAGGGUGAGGCCAUGUCCCUCACCUCACUUCCCCCCUCCCCCAGGAAAGUGUGCCUCUGGUAUAUAUUUGUUGCCUUACCGGUCAGGAAUGGUCCCCUACCUGCUGAGCUAAAAUUUAAGGAGAACACUGCAAGCUACUCAAAAAUUCAAGUGUAAAUAAAGUUUAUGUAUGUAUGUUUGUAAAAGUAUUAAUAUAUUGUUAAAUACAAUAAUCCUUCUGCGAUGGCAUGGAUGCCUGUUUCUUUUCAUUGGUGUACAAAUUAAGGAGAUUCAACUGAAGCAUAAUCCUUGUUUUUCUUUUUUUCUCUCUUUCUUUCUCUCUGUUAGGUUUCAAUCAUUAAAUCUUGUACAUGUCCCAGAUCACAGUCAACCCAUUUAUGAAUUCAGAUGAUACCAAUCAAGAUUUCCAUCACAUUCUUCUAUCAUUCAUUUGAGAUUCUCCCUAUAUUUGAGCUUUGCAUAUAGUUAAAAAACUUGUGUAAACCAGGAAGAUUAAGCAAAAAGAUUUUAUCCUUGAGAUGUUGAUAGCUGAUAGCUUAGCCCUAGGCUAGUGAUGUAGUAACUUGAUACAAAACACAGAGAAGAGUUUGAUUUGAUCUAGAUCACCUUCUCUCCUCGGAAGGAAAAAAGCUGUCUGUUUUAUGUUAUUUUAUGGCAGACAAGUCAUUGAGAUCAGUUUUUAUUAAAAAAGGGACAAGAGUAUGUAAUAUCGAAAUAAGAGCCUUCAAGAUGUUCAGUCUCUCUUUCAUCAUUUUAUUUUGCCAUUCAAGGCCUAUGUACCCUGUUUAAGUAUUGGCCACAUGAAAAGAUGAAUAAAAAUAUUACGUUUACAUCUAUCAA